AUGAAGGCAAUCGAUGAUGGAAAUGGUGGUUUAUAUUUCCUAGAUGCCCCUGGUGGAACAGGUAAGACAUUCCUCAUGUCAGUAGUUUUAGGCACUGUUCGGGCGAGAUCAAACAUAGCGCUUGCAGUUGUUUCUUCUGGAAGAGCAGCCACAUUGUUAGAAGGAUGCCGUACGGCUCAUUCAGCAUUAAAAUUACCGUUAAAUCUUCAAACUAUUAAAGAACCAACGUGUAAUAUUACGAAAAAUUCAACAAUGGCCAAAGUUUUAUCGGCAUCGAAAAUCAUCAUCUGGGACGAAUGCACAAUGGCGUAUAAACGUGCAUUAGAAGCACUUAAAAGAACAUUGAAAGAUUUACGGAAUGACUCGAGAUGUUUUGGAGGAGCAAUGAUUUUACCGUCUGGCGAUUUCCGCAUAACACUGCCAGUAAUUCGAAGAUCUGCAACUGCCGACUAA
This is a messenger RNA of Arctia plantaginis, 453 nucleotides long. NCBI's taxonomy places the organism in Eukaryota, Metazoa, Arthropoda, Insecta, Lepidoptera, Erebidae. The record is from the annotation of a GenBank genome assembly.